AUGAAGAUCAUGCGGCUACGCGUUUCUGAAGGGUUGAAGAAUACGUUCAAGUGUAUGGGAACGGCUAAUAUAACACGAGCCCAACUACAAGACCGUAACUUCCUCGAGAGCUGCAUCGACCGCAAUCUGUCCUUCCUGAAGUCCAUUCCGAACUCGGUUCAAUACUGGCAGCAGAGGAAACGAGACGUGUUUGCGAUGAUCCGUCAGUUGGGAAAGCCGACUAUGUUCUUGACGGUGAGUGCCAAUGAAAUCAGGUGGCCACAUUUGUUAGAAAUUCUGCAGAAGUUGGCGAACGGAUGCAACGAACCCGCAGCGGCCAACAUCAGAGCACAGUUGACUGCACUGCAACGGGCCACGCUUGUUUCCGAAGAUCCAGUAACGUGUUGCGCGUAUUUCAACAAAUUGGUUAACGUGCUGAUGCAGCUGCUGUCGUCGUCAAGAUAUAGUCCGUUCGGGAAAUUCUAUGUCGUGGAUUACUUCAAACGGAUUGAAUUCCAACAUCGUGGAAGUCCACAUGCGCAUAUUCUGCUAUGGUUGGCCAACGAUCCUCGCGAAGCUGUGUCGGAAAACAUGCCUGCUACCGUUGAGCUGAUCGAUGCUCUCUGCUCCGUUAGUGUCGAUGACCUGCCUGAAACGUAUGGAAAUCAGGUACACAAGCAUACGUUUACGUGCUUCAAGCGUAACGACAAACGGUGCCGGUUUAAUAUUCCGUACUGGCCGAUGGAUCAGACCAGGAUAUUGAUUCCGAUCACGGCGGGCGAUGGUCGACUCGACGAUUUGCGAAGACGUGCCGUCCAACUGCGAGAUGCUCUCGAAACUAAAAGUUUCGACUCCCUGGAAGCCUUCCUUGUCGACUCAAACUGCACAUACGAGUACUAUCUCGAUGUGAUUCGUGCUUCGAUUCGCCGACCGACGGUUUGCUUGCGACGGUCCAUGACGGAGCUCUGGACCAAUUCGUUCAACCCCUGGAUUGCGAAGAUCCUAAAAUCCAACAUGGAUUUACAGUUCGUUUUGGAGGAGUUUUCGUGUGCUGCCUAUGUCGUUGAGUACGUAAACAAAACCAACAGAGGCAUAAGUAGCUUACACAGGGAGCUGGUCAAACUCCAAGAAGAACAUCCGGAAAGCGACUACAACGACCUUCUGAAGAAAGUCAGCAUUAAAAUGCUCAACGCCGUCGAAAUGUCUGCUCAGGAAGCCGCGUGGUACUUGCUUCGGCAACCGAUGUCGGAAGCUAGCCGAAAGGUGGAGUUUAUCCCGACCAUGUGGCCGCACGAGCGAAUCAAGUCGCGGAAAUGGACGAAGCAGAUGGACGAGGAAGAGCUAGAAGAUGACUCGACCGAUGUUUGGACCCUCAAUGUCAUCCAGAAAUACGAGUCGAGAACAGGAAUGGAUGACAUUUGCCUGGCGGAUUUUGUGGCCUGCUACACGGAGGAAAAGAAUGCAAAGAAUUCGUUCAAAUUGCGAAGCUUUCCCCGUGUGAUACGGUGGUGCGCAUACAAUAUGUCCGAGCUGGUUGAGUACAAACGCGAGAUGGUGCUGCUAUUUUUGCCGUUUCGGAACGAGGUCUGCGAUAUACUGGACCGGAAUAAAUUUCUGCAGUUGUAUGAGGGCAAUGAGGCUACCAUCCUUGCCAAGUUGAAGGAGUACGACUGCGAAAUUAAUUUGGACCAGGUCGUGGAUGAGUAUAUCCGGCUGUCCGACGAGGAUGACGAACAGCAAGCAGCAGCUGGUCAAAAGCGCGAUGAGUUUGUCCGAACCAUCACCAUGGAACCGAACGAUGACGAUAUUCAGUACUUGCCGACAGGACCCAUGGCGGCUGUUGUUAAACAGCGUUCCAAUGUUCUGUCGAAACAGGAGUACUGUGAGAUGGUUCGUGCGACGAAUGCGGAGCAGCGUGAUUUGAUCCUGCAAGUAAUCGACAACUUGCACAGCUUUAGCGACGACAGCAAACCAGUGCAGAUUUUCUUCACCGGUCCGGCAGGCUGUGGAAAGACGUUCACUUUGAGAAUCCUGAUGGAGACGGUCAAUCGCUUCAGUCAGGCGCAUAAUUCCCAAAGUAAUGCCUACGUAGCUUGCGCGUCCACAGGGAAGGCAGCCGUUGCCAUCGGUGGUACCACAGUCCAUUCCGCAUUCCGGAUUACGAUGUCCCGUAGACAAAGCUCAAAGCUGAGUUUUGAAGCGCGGCAGCUGUACCGUAAUGCCUUUGCAAAUGUAAAGGUCAUUAUUGUUGAUGAAACCAGCAUGCUUGGAGCUGAUGUUCUCAACACGGUACACGCUCGGCUGCAGGAAAUUACGGGCAAUUAUGACGAUCCGUUCGGCGGUAUGUCGAUUGUGUUUUGCGGCGAUCUACGACAGCUACCCCCUGUCAAUGCACGACCAGUGUUCAAACCCUCUGCCAAUUCGAUGCACGGUGCGGUGUUGUGGCAGUCUCUGGAGUUUUACCCACUGGUUCAAGUCAUGCGUCAGGCUAACGUAGAGUUUUCCUCUAUUCUGACCAAAAUCGGUAACGGAGAACAGUUGUCCCCGGAAGAAAUCCGCCUGAUCGAGAGCCGUUUUCGUACAACGGAAUGGUGUCAGCAGCAUGUACCGCAAGCAAUACGGCUAUUCCAUCGAAACGCUGACGUGGAGCGAUACAAUACCGUAGCAUUGAUGGAUCGCGACGCAGCUGAAAGUACGGCGGAUGAUGUGUACUCCGGGUACAAAGACAACUCCCAGCUGGUUGGAGCGCGCACGAAAGUGCACAAGAUGAGCGUUGUGGAGGCUGGCGGUCUGCCGUACUUACUACGACUGGUGGUGGGUACCCCGUACAUGAUCACCACAAACAUCGACGUUGAAGAUGGUUUGGUGAACGGUGCUAUCGGUGAGCUUAUGUUCGUCGAGCACAGCGAAGAUGAUCCGCAGCAGCAAAUCGUCAAGCUGUGGUUCAACUUCGAGAACAGCUCUAUCGGCAAGGCGUUGCGGGUGAAGGCCCACCCGCUGGUGUACUCGAAACCAGGAGUUUUGAAUCCGGAGUGGACCCCAAUCGCCAAGCGCUCCGCGAACAUCAACCUCAAUGGUGGCGUAAAGUGCAGGAGAAUGCAGUUUCCGGUGGUGAGCGCAUGUGCCCUUACGGUGCACAAAUCUCAGGGCGGCACCUUUUCGGAAGUAGUGUUCAGCUACGAGAAAGGCCAGGAACAGCAGCUGGUGUACGUUGGAUUUUCCAGGGUGACUUCACUCGAGGGAUUGUUCCUCACCAACCCUACCAACAGCUUCCGGUUUCACCACGGCAAAGGCGCAAUCACGCCAAGAAUCUGCGAUCUCCGCACAGAGCUGGAGAGAUUGAACAACCACCGCCUGCGCACCAUCGGCGAAGACGUCAUGGAGGUGAUAUCAUCGAACCGAUCUGCUUGCACGAUGAUGAGCUUAAAUGUGCAAAGUUUAAAUGCACACUCAUCGGACAUUGCAACAGAUCGUGUUCUCUGUGCCGUCGACUUGCUCGCUCUCAGUGAGACUUGGGUGGACAACAGCUCGCGCGCAACCGUGGCUGGGUUCCACUGUAUCGCCCAAGAGAAGCGCACCGGAGUAAGAGCUGGAGGAGUUGCCAUCUUGCAGAGCACACAAUCAUCGACCAUGGCUGUUGCUCACGAGAUCAACAAGCUUGAUGCCAGCUACGAUCCGAUGAUGGCGGUGGCGGACGAGUACGGUGACAUCUGCGCCAUUGAAUUGCCGGUUAUGGGCACCCGUACGCUCCUGUUUUCGUUGUAUCUGUCACCGGGUACUACGUUGAAGGAGAAGAAGUUCUUCCUGGCCCGCAACCUGAUCCACUAUUUUAGUGUUGAUACGCCCGUCGUUGUAACCGGCGACUUCAAUAUCGAUGUAUCGAAGCCGGAUAAUUUCGAGUUCAUCGACUUCAUGCGGAUCUAUCUGCGCCUUGAACUAGCUUCGGAUCGAUCGCUUGCGACCACUCUCGGCGGUUCAUGUCUCGACCUGACCUUCAUGCGGAACAUUCGGGUAGCAUGUACGAGGUACUGUGCGUACUUCUCCUACCACAGGCCAAUCCUGUCAGUGCUUGAGCUGCCUUGCGAAGCACCGAUAUGUUCCUCCCAUGAAGAAAGCUCGUAG
Molecule: messenger RNA, 4101 nt
Organism: Aedes albopictus (Asian tiger mosquito)
Lineage: Eukaryota; Metazoa; Arthropoda; Insecta; Diptera; Culicidae
Exons: 5
Coding region: 1-4101 (1366 amino acids)
Biological process (GO): telomere maintenance; DNA repair
Molecular function (GO): DNA helicase activity
Source: RefSeq, a predicted model, not a curated record